Molecule: messenger RNA, 3008 nt
Organism: Prorocentrum cordatum
Lineage: Eukaryota; Dinophyceae; Prorocentrales; Prorocentraceae
Source: the annotation of a GenBank genome assembly
AGGAGGCCUCGAAUGCUUCCACGGCCAAACCGAAUUUCAGUGUUCUCUUGGACUGGCCACAGCUCGCAGCGACGCCGUUCAUGGGUUCCGCCGUGCUCCUCCGACCUGAUGGGGCCCCUGGGACCUUGUCGUUGUUGCCUUUCGCUGCCAUGCGAUCGACUGGCAACCAUUCGCGUUCCUUUCUAGGCGCGCGCCGAAGACCCGUCGCGCCAUCUCGGGCUCGGCGCGCUCGCUGUUCGGUCAGGUCUACGGCGAGGUUGUUUGAGCAGGUGUUUCAUCGCCUGUACCCCAUAGAGCCGCUCGCGCCCCUCUGGCGGAGCGGCGUCGGGGCCACUUGGUUUUGGCCCUGAGCGUCUCCCUAGCCAAAGUUGAUGAUCCCAGGCCCUGGGAUCCGCCCAAGGAGUGCCAAAUCGUUCAAAACGCUAGGUCUGAAGAAUCACGGCUUCAGAGGCUUGGACUGAAAAUGGUCAGGGUCGCCCCAGCCAGUUGCUCAGUCUUUGUACAGUUGACAAGCGCAUCGGCGUGGCAAAGCAAAUGUCGUGGCCCCAGAACGCCCCGGAGUUGAAGAUGAUGGGUGUUCCGAGUCCCAAAUUUCCGGCGCGAGUGCAUUUGUUGUUCGUCAAUUUAAGAUCCCCAGGCCGUUUGCAGACACUGGGGCCAUCCCAAAAAACGAUCCGCACGGCCUCAAGGAAGGGAAUAUUGAAUUCCAACAGAAACACGUCGGAGGUUUGGGAUUUGAUUCGGGUGGAGUAGUCUGGCAUUCUUUGUUUGACCAGUCGUGUUGUGUUGCGCCCAUUGUUGAACUCACAGUCUCAGGUGUCACAAGACCAACUUCCACGAGCAACAGUUUCUUCAGGCACGACGUCGACCGUGAUUCCAUCACCCUCACGAGCGGCCAUGGCUUGACACUUUCGGACAUGCUGCAGGGCAGUUUGGACCGGAUCCUCCAGUUCACGCAGCGCGACGAGCCUCCUUUUUGGAGGAGCGAGGACCGCCGUGAACAUUCGCCCACUCGGGAGGCUACCGAGACAGCAGAAGUGACGUGGGAGGCAGACGCGGUCAUUGACACGGCCAGGACGACCACCUCCUUUGCCACCGCCGCCCGCUCGGCCCGGGCGCACAGCCAUCAGCGCGCGCCCAGCGGCGGGGCGCUGAGCGAGGAGGACGAGGGCGUCGCCACCAUCGACGGCUUCGACAGCCCACGGAGCGGCGGCAGCAGCCCCCCGGGCACGUCGCGCGACUGGGAGGCGGUCAGGCCGCUGAAUGUGGGGAUCGGCAGAUUCGGGUCAGGCGUCGCUGCUGACAUCCUCGACGAGACGGCAUCGGUUUGGGGUUUCGGCGACACGAUGCGCAGCAACUUGUCGACCGCGCGCUCCAAUCGCUCGGAGAGCAUGAGCGUCCAACAGUCCGCCCGCACUGUGGGCACGGCUCUCGAGAACACGCUGUCGCUGGAUGGCGGCCUCGACGGCGGGUUCGCCAGCGUGCUCAACAGGCUCGCCGCGGAGAGCUUCGCCCUGGACGAGAGCCUCUCGAGGAGCGUGCGGAGGGUGUUGCAGCUCGGGACGGUCCUCACUGGGCAGAGGCUCUCCGACGAGGAGAUCCAGGCCUUGCCCCAGGUGCGCUUUGAGUCUUCCGAGCAGCAGAGCUGUACCAUCUGCCUCGAGGGGUACAACAGCGGCGAGCUGCUGACAGCCUUAAGCUGCGGGCAUUUCUUCCACAUAAAUUGCCUGGCCAGGUGGUUCCAGCGCUCCACGCAGUGUCCGCUCUGCCGGGCCAACAUGGACUGAGAGCGGGGCUGAUAGCGGACGAUGUCUUUUUCUGUUUUCUUGCCACCCCCUUUCCUGUUUCACCUCUUUGGCGAGCGCUGCUGGGUGCACAACGUGCAGACCAGCGCUCACCAUAAAUCGAAUGGCAUCUGGCCAAUCGGGGAUUGGCAGUUGCAGGGGAGCCGAGCUUCGAUGUGCUGGGCGGCGCAAGCAGGCUCGCGCUCGGCAUGCUUCUUCGGCUGACCAGAAGUCAGGAGAUCCCCAAGGGGAUUCAGGGCAGUGGGAGUGGGUCGUGGCAGUAGGAAGCAUGCGUCUUGUUCUUAUGUAUUGAGUGAUGGUCCCACACGGACCGGGACCCCAUUUAGGAGUCCCCACGAGUUGGUUCUCGACCCAGCCGAUUGUUCGAGUGAACGGUCUUGCUCAAGCGGAAUAGGUGAUCCGCCCCAGGAGUCGUAUGCCUUCGGAGUCGUCCUUGCAGCACCCCAUCAAAUUGUCAGCAGCAUCAACAUCUCAUUGUUCGUGCCACCGUCCCGUCCUGCUUCUAUGUUGAUAACAGCGCAGCUCAAUUGAGGCAAGCGAAGCACUCAGCAGGUCAGGCUAUGGCAGCAUGAUUCGCGAGGCUCUGGCAUGGUGCCAGCUGGCACAUCAAACAAGAAGGCAGCCUGCCUGUAGGCGCCCCACGGACAUGUCUUAUUGACCGAUGUCCGGUGAACCGCGGGGCACAUUUAAGAAAAUCCCGAAAUGUACCCCGAAAUGUCUUGUAUAGCAAUGUGUUUCACCGAAUCUUUCUACUGAUUACGGCAGCCACGCAGCGUAGAGUAGUACAGAUCAUAUACACUAGAAAAUGAUUGAGUACCGUUCGGGCCAUUGUGGCUCAAUUCAAGGACGCUGAUAAUGAGAAGCUGAGGUUCGGCCUCGAGUGGUGGGCGAUCUUCGAGGCGUGCCGCUUGGGAGUUGAUGGACGAAGACGUCUGACCGAGAGUGUCACGCUUUCUCCCACACAAACUGAAAGGCUCCCCGUUCUUUAGGUACCAGGCGUGCUCAAUGCCAUGAGUAGCGAGAGGCACAGCAGAUAUUUCAGAGCCUCAGAGGUGCUGUGGUGUGCAUUCUAGGAAGGCGGCUCUGUUUAACCACGUGGUCAUGCGCGGAGGGCAUUUGUAUUGCUCAGCACUUCGGCUAGCGCGAUCCAGUUUGUAGUCUGACACUGCGCGACUCCUCUCACGUCGUCCCGCUAUCCAUCGC